Amblyraja radiata (thorny skate) is the source of this 1133-nucleotide messenger RNA. It is a transcript of the gene s100p, whose product is annotated as S100 calcium binding protein P. The coding region runs from base 38 to 877 and encodes 279 amino acids. Gene Ontology annotation, molecular function: potassium channel regulator activity; calcium-activated potassium channel activity. Gene Ontology annotation, cellular component: membrane; voltage-gated potassium channel complex. NCBI's taxonomy places the organism in Eukaryota, Metazoa, Chordata, Chondrichthyes, Rajiformes, Rajidae. The record is from RefSeq and is a predicted model, not a curated record. The transcript has 5 exons. Gene Ontology annotation, biological process: detection of calcium ion; potassium ion transport.
AAUUUUGAGCUUCCUGCUCGCCCUUCCUCCCCACAGAAUGAAGAUUCUUAACCUUGAAGCGAGUGAAAUCACGAUGAGGGAUGAAAGGAACUUCUCUCUCAAAGAGUCACAAAGAAGACCUAGGCCCCAUCGACGCAACGCAAAUUCCACCUCGUCCGCGAGAGAUGUCAACAGUGUUUCCAUGCCCAGGAUGUUCCUGUGGACCAGCCACCCGCAACUCACACAGCAACCAGAAAGCAACAUACAUAAAAAGACAAAACCUCGCGAUAUUCUGGAGAAAAGGAAACCAGUCACUGCCCUGAAGGCUGGUGAAAACAGGGCCAUAUUUCUGGGUCUGGCAAUGCUGGUGUGUUCAAUAUUCAUUGCCUUCCUUCUGGGAACAAAAGUGAUUCAACAAAACAAGGCGAGUGUUUGGACAGGUGUAUCGGAAUGCACUGUUCUUGAAGCAAGAAUCACAAGCUGCCCAAACUGCAGCAUCAACUGCGGGCCAGAUUGCUGGAACCCAUCAGAGUACACCUGCCUACAGGUUUACGUCAAUUUAUCCUCUUCAGGGAUGAAGGUUCUGUUACACCAGUCGGAAGAAACUGUACGCUUCAAUCCUGAGUGUUUCUGCACAUCAAAUUGUAAAAGGAAUUAUUCCGAAAAUAAGGUGCUGUUGGCUUCGCUUAAAGGGAACAUCACACAGUUUCAAUCUUUCCCAUGUUAUUAUGAUCCGAAAGGGCGGCAAAGAAAUGUUCUCCUGGAGAGAUUCGACAUGUUUAAAGCUUUGUAUUUAGUGAUGAUCUGGCCUUCGUGCCUGUUUCUUGGCGGAAUUAUCCUGGUGGUUCUGGUGAAGUUGACACAAUACCUGUCCUUUCUCACUGAACAGGCUCAGUAAGGAACUGAAAAAGAAAUUGCCAAUAGUCAUCGAUUUUUCUUUACGGAUUGUACCAAGAUACCAACCAGGAAAAUUACAGGAUCUUGAAACGUUUACGGGAACUUCAGUCUAUUAAUGCCCGGCAAGCCAUGUAAUGUGCAGCACAGUCUGGGUGUCAGGGGUCAUGGGGAGAAGGCAGGAGAAUAGGGUUGAGGGGGCAAGAUAGAUCAGCCACGAUUGAAUGGGCAGAGUACACUCGAUGGGCCGACUGGCCUAA